Molecule: messenger RNA, 621 nt
Organism: Papaver somniferum (opium poppy)
Lineage: Eukaryota; Viridiplantae; Streptophyta; Magnoliopsida; Ranunculales; Papaveraceae
Product: histone H3.2
Exons: 1
Coding region: 53-463 (136 amino acids)
Cellular component (GO): nucleosome
Molecular function (GO): DNA binding; protein heterodimerization activity; structural constituent of chromatin
Source: RefSeq, a predicted model, not a curated record
CUCCAAACCCUAGUAAUCAGAAAUCUCUACAGUUUCCAUCUUAUCUUCACUAAUGGCUCGUACUAAGCAAACCGCUCGGAAAUCCACCGGAGGAAAAGCCCCAAGGAAGCAAUUAGCAACAAAAGCAGCGCGAAAAUCAGCACCAGCAACUGGAGGUGUGAAGAAACCUCACAGAUUCAGGCCAGGAACAGUUGCUCUUCGUGAAAUCAGGAAAUACCAAAAGAGUACUGAACUUCUGAUCCGUAAACUACCAUUUCAACGAUUAGUUCGUGAGAUCGCUCAAGAUUUUAAAACUGAUUUGAGGUUUCAGAGUUCAGCAGUUGCAGCUCUACAAGAAGCAGCAGAAGCUUAUCUUGUUGGUUUGUUUGAAGAUACUAAUCUCUGUGCGAUUCAUGCUAAAAGGGUUACUAUUAUGCCUAAAGAUAUUCAACUUGCCAGGAGAAUCAGAGGUGAACGUGCUUAAACAGUCUUAAUGAGAGGAGAAUCUGUGUGAAUGUGUUUUAGAUUUUAGAGUUUAUGGAUGAUUAGAUCUGUCUGUCUUUUGAUUUUUGGAUGUCACAACCGUCUGUGUUCUGAUUUGAUUGAUCUAAACGCAAUAUAUUCACCGUAUUAUCUCUUUAA